Stegodyphus dumicola is the source of this 738-nucleotide messenger RNA. RefSeq lists its product as uncharacterized. The record is from RefSeq and is a predicted model, not a curated record. NCBI's taxonomy places the organism in Eukaryota, Metazoa, Arthropoda, Arachnida, Araneae, Eresidae.
AUGCAGCUCAGCACUGAAAACAGCGUUUUCCAGAGUGAAGCACUCGCCAUUCACGAGGCCAUACGCUAUCUAACGAAUAAUAAAAUCUCCAAAGCCUUAAUACAUACAGAUAGCCUGUCUUCUAUGCAAGCAAUUGCCAAUUCAGAACAUACCUCCCCGCAAAUAGCAGGCAUUCAAAAAAGUCUACGUGAAAAUGCUCACAAUCAUUACGUCAUAAAAUGGAUUAAAGCGCACACAGGUAUUUAUGGCAAUGAACUUGCAGACGGCCUGGCAAAAGACGCCGCCACUGGGAACAACAUUACUACAGUACAGAUCCCAUGGCCUACCUCAUAUCUAAAAAAGACCUUACGGCAAAUUGUUUGCAAUAAAUGGCAGCAGGAGUGGACGAACAGCUUAACCGGCAGAAGAACUUUUUACUUCAAGCCAAAAGUAGAUUUACAAAGACUUAUCGCCAGUCCCCUCUUGGUACGUUACAUAUCCGGUCAUGGCCCCUUCCCACAGUACUAUCAUCGACACGCUAUCACCAGCACUGACGAAUGCAUCUGUGGCGAAGAGGGCACAGCAGACCAUUACAUCACUGCAUGUCCCCUUACAGAGGACCACCAUAUUGCCAUUCCUAUAACGGAUAGGCAGGCCUUCUGCAGGUUCCUCGUUAAGCAUAAGCCAACAAUACGCCAAAUCACUGCCGUCAUGUCAAAGCUAAUGACACUUGGCACAGAAUUGUGUCAAACUGCUUAA